AUGUAACCACCAAUUUUUGAAAGUUAAUUAGAUCCUGAAGAAAUGGAAACAUGGCUUGCAGAAGUAGAAUUAGUACAUGAUAAAAUAAAAAAAUUGUCAACCGAUUAGGUAUAUUUAAUUAAUAAUUUUAAGGUGAAUUUUAAAGAUGAUGAUGAAGAGAUUACGAAGAUAAGAUAAAAACGAAUAGAAAGUGAAAAAAAGAAAUAAGAUAAUAAAAAAUAAUUAUAAAUUUAGAAAGAGGAGGAAGAAUUAAAAGGAAGAAAAGGAAAAGGAUAAAAUAAAGAUUAUGCUAAUUUUUGCAAAUAUUGUUAUUUAGAAUACAUAAAGCAGACAGAUAAAUGCUAUUGGUGUAAAAGAGAUACUUUGACUUAGGAAUGUAAAAUUAAUGAAUAAUUUAGAACGCUACAAUUAAUUAUUAGAGAAGGUUGAAAAAUAUAAAGAAGACAAGAGUAGAAAGCAAUAGAAGAAAUAGAAAUUUGAAUUAAUGGAGAAGACAGAGAAAAUUUUAUGGAAAAAAAGUACAUUUACACAUAGAAAAUGGGAAUAUUAUACUAGUUCAGAAGAAGAAUUUGAAUCUGAGCCUAUUUUACCAAAGGAUGAUCCAAAUUUCAAAGCUCUAGAAUUAGAUAUGUAAGAGAGAAAGAAAAGAAAAGAGGAAGACAUGAAAAAGGCAGAAGAAUUAAAAUAAAAAGGAAAUGAUUAUUAUAGUAAAGGUGAUUUUGACUAAGCUGCUUGGAAAUAUUCUUAAGCCCUUGAAUUAGUGAAAGAUAAUAAGACUUUGUGGUUGAAUAGAGCAAUUACAUAUAUAAAAUCAAACAAAAAUAAAAAGGCUAUAAAUGAUUGUACUAAAGUCAUCAAUUAUGCUGAAUGUUUUGAAAAUGGUUAUACUUAAAGCAAGGAUAGCUGUUGCAAAGCAUUUGCCAGGAGAGCAUUGGCUUAUUAUAAUAGAGAUCGCUUAGAGGAAGCACUCAAUGAUAUAAAUCAGGCCUAAGAACUUAUACCAAAUGAUAAAUGGGUAUAAGACCUUAAGAAGGAAAUAGAAGCGAAAAUUGAUCAUUAUCAAAGGUUGAAAUAGAAUGAAAAGAAUCAGAAGGAUGUAGAAGAAUUAACACAAGAUAAACAAAAUGAAUAAGAAGAUAAUAAUAAUGCAGACAACACUAAAGAUAAAUAUAGAGUUGUGGAAGAAAACCUUACUUAUAAAUAAAUAAUUGAUAAAUUUGUUGGAGAAGAAGAAAUAGAACUUUUAUCAUUAUUUAAAGUAUUAAAGGUUGAUUCAAGUGAAGCUACUGCGUAUUUUUAUGAGAAAAAUGGAUUAAAAUAACUCUUAUCAAUAAUAUCUAAAAACUAAGAAAAAUUAAACGAUUAAUUAAAUGUAAUUAUACUCAUUAUCAUUAGAUUUUGGCAAGUUUACCUGCUUUGAUAUUAUAGGUUUAUCAAGAUAAAAGUCUAUUGUAUUAAGAAUAAUUUCUCAUUUAAUAUAAUGGAAUUGAAGUUAUUUAUUAAAAAAUUAAGAUUUUGUUGAUUCAAGUUGGCACUAAAUCCUAAUCUGGAAUUUAUGAUAUAAUAGCAGAUUAUCUAGAUGUUUUAAAUGUAAUGGGAGAGGACAAACCCAGAUCUUUUAUACAAAAGCAUGAAAUAAUUAGAACUAAACUAUAUCCUGAAUUAUUUCAUAGAAUUACUUCUUUAUAUAAAACUGAAAAGGAUUUGGUUGCUAUAUUUUUAAGUUUUUGCAGUAAUUUAUGUUAUGGAUAGGGAACACCCUUAAAGAAUGUAUUUUUUGAAAAUAAAAAUGAAAUUAUUGUUAAAUUUAUAGAGUUAUUUGAAAAAGUAGAAAUUAAAUAAGAAAAUAUUAGAAUGAUGAAUUAAUUAUGUAAUCUAUUGUCAAAUUUGUUAACCGAAGAUAAAUAUAGAAUAUAUGUUUUAUCAAAAGAGUUGAAUCAAAAUUUUUUUAAGUCUUAUUUUAAAUUUAUUAAAUCUAUUUAAUUUAAAGAUAAUGAAUACAAUUUGUUAAAAGAAAAUGGAAUUGCUAUUUUGGUUAAUUUAACAUUUUAGAUUAAUUAAAUUUAAACAGAAUAUGUAAGUAAAAUAAACGAUUUAAUCCCUACUUUAAUUGGGUAUUUAGAGUCUGAAAAAGAUAGUUUAGUUUUAGAACGAGUAUUAACAAUAUUGACCAAAGUCAAUUAUGAAGAGAACAUCUUUAUUAUAUCUAAAUUUAUACAAUAAUACAGUAAUUAAUCAAUUCUAUGUUUACUUUAAUGGCUAUCAAGGAAAUCUCCUAUUGUGGUUAAUCAGUUAAAAUAACAAUAAAUAAAUCUAUUUGAAUUGCUUGAAUAAUUAAAAUUAUAAUUGCAAAGUGAUAAUGAAAUGAUAUAUUGUAAUUGUUGUAAUUUAAUUGGAUAGAUAAUUGAUCUAUUAUCUCCAAUAAAAGGUGAGGUCAAUGCUUGUUCAAUUUUUAAUCAAACAAUUCCUAGAUUGUUAAGUUUCGUAAAAGAUAAAACUGGGAAUUCUAGAAAAAAUUCAGCAAUACUUCUAGCAAAAUUAACUAAAGAUUAAGGCAAUUUAUAGAAAUUAAGGGAUUUACAUGGAAUCGAAAUCUUAUAAUCAGUGAUUGGUAAAUUGUGA
Messenger RNA from Paramecium pentaurelia, 2622 nucleotides. Lineage: Eukaryota; Ciliophora; Oligohymenophorea; Peniculida; Parameciidae. The record is from the annotation of a GenBank genome assembly.